Molecule: messenger RNA, 1209 nt
Organism: Brettanomyces nanus
Lineage: Eukaryota; Fungi; Ascomycota; Pichiomycetes; Pichiales; Pichiaceae
Gene: KGD2
Product: 2-oxoglutarate dehydrogenase complex E2 component
Exons: 2
Coding region: 1-1209 (402 amino acids)
Biological process (GO): tricarboxylic acid cycle
Cellular component (GO): oxoglutarate dehydrogenase complex
Molecular function (GO): dihydrolipoyllysine-residue succinyltransferase activity
Source: RefSeq, a predicted model, not a curated record
AUGUUAAGAUCUUCAGUGAAAUAUUCUGUUAGGCGCGUACAAUGUGCUGCUAAAGGCUCUCUGUCACUUAGUGUUGCUACUCCCGCUUCUAUUAAGGUUGCUUGUCGAUCCAUUCAAACAUUCGCCGGAUCUUCUGGUAUCACUUCUUACCUUAUUAGACCAUCCAUUGUCAGUUCCCAUACCAGCAGGCCUAAUUUUUUGUCCUCACAGCUCUUUGCUAGAGGCAAGGCUACUGUUAUUAAGGUGCCCGAGAUGGCUGAGUCGAUUACUGAAGGUACCUUGGCAUCAUUUUCCAAAAAUGUUGGCGAUUAUGUUGCUCAGGAUGAAUUGUUAGCAACCAUCGAGACCGAUAAAAUUGAUGUUGAAGUUAAUGCUCCUGUUGGUGGUAUUGUGACCGAGUUAUUGGCCAAUCCAGGGGAGGAUGUUAGUGUUGGCCAAGAUUUGGCUAAGAUCGAGCCUGGAGAAGCACCAGAAGCUCCAAGAAUUACCUCGCCUUUCGGAAAAUUCUCUAGAGGCGAAGAAAAAAUCAAGAUGAACAGAAUGAGAAAGAGAAUUGCAGAGAGAUUAAAAGAAGCACAGAACUCCGCUGCAUCGUUGACCACAUUCAAUGAAGUGGAUAUGUCUUCCGUCAUGGAGAUGAGAAAGUUGUACAAGGACGAAUUCAUAAAGAAGACAGGCAUUAAGAUGGGAUUUAUGGGUCCUUUUUCUAAAGCAUGUACAUUGGCAGCAAAAGACUACCCAGCCGUUGGUGCUGCUAUAGAAAACAACGACACUAUGGUUUACAGAGAUUACAUGGAUAUUUCCAUAGCAGUGUCUACUCCUAAAGGUUUGGUGACUCCGGUUAUAAGAAAUGCAGAAUCUUUAUCUGUCUUAGACAUUGAGGCUGAAAUUGUUAAGCUCAGCCAUAAGGCCAGAGACGGAAAGCUUUCUUUGGAGGACUUGGCUGGUGGUACUUUUACCAUCUCCAAUGGUGGUAUUUUCGGUUCUUUGUAUGGUACUCCUAUUAUCAACUCUCCGCAGACUGCUGUCCUUGGCUUGCAUGGUAUCAAACAGAGACCUGUCACCGUUAACGGAAAUAUUGAGUCGAGGCCAAUGAUGUACAUUGCUUUGACCUACGACCAUAGAAUGUUGGAUGGUAGAGAAGCUGUCAGCUUCUUAAGGACCGUCAAGGAGUUAAUGGAGGACCCAAGAAAGAUGCUUUUGAUGUGA